This is a messenger RNA of Gymnodraco acuticeps, 5739 nucleotides long. RefSeq names its product AP-2 complex subunit alpha-2-like. Gene Ontology annotation, biological process: clathrin-dependent endocytosis; intracellular protein transport. Gene Ontology annotation, molecular function: clathrin-cargo adaptor activity. The transcript is spliced from 23 exons. Gene Ontology annotation, cellular component: AP-2 adaptor complex; membrane coat. Lineage: Eukaryota; Metazoa; Chordata; Actinopteri; Perciformes; Bathydraconidae. Bases 197 to 3094 code for a protein of 965 amino acids. The record is from RefSeq and is a predicted model, not a curated record.
GGACUAGGUCUGUAUGAAACCGGACGCAGCCGCAGCCGCUCUGGUUCCUGUCUGUCUCUGUCAUAUAUCGGGGCUCCCUGUCCGGUACUGCUGCGGUUGCUAGCUGCUUAGCACACUUUAAAACAAAGUUACUCUAUAUGGUUAGGCGUUUUUUGAUUCAGAAAAUUAAACGUAACGUUAAAAGGGAGUAUACAACAUGCCUGCAGUCUCAAAAGGUGAUGGGAUGCGUGGCCUGGCCGUGUUCAUCUCUGACAUCAGGAACUGUAAGAGCAAAGAAGCAGAGGUCAAGAGGAUAAACAAAGAACUGGCCAAUAUCCGUUCCAAAUUCAAAGGAGACAAGGCUUUAGACGGCUACAGUAAAAAGAAGUACGUCUGCAAGCUCCUCUUCAUCUUUCUCCUGGGCCAUGACAUCGACUUUGGACACAUGGAGGCCGUCAACCUCCUCAGCUCCAACAAGUACACAGAGAAACAGAUCGGGUACCUGUUCAUCUCGGUGCUGGUGAACUCUAACAGCGACCUGAUCAGUCUCAUCAACAACGGCAUCAAGAAUGACCUGGCCAGCCGCAACCCCACCUUCAUGAACCUGGCCCUGCACUGCAUCGCUAAUGUGGGCAGCAGGGAGAUGGCUGAAGCUUUUGCCUCUCAAAUUCCCAGCAUCCUGGUGGCAGGGGACACGAUGGACAGCGUGAAGCAGAGUGCAGCGCUGUGUCUGCUCCGGCUCAACAGGACCUCUCCGGACCUGGUGCCCAUGGGGGAAUGGACCGCACGAGUGGUGCACCUGCUCAACGACCAGCACCUGGGAGUAGUAACAGCAGCCACCAGCCUCAUCACCACUCUAGCCCAGAAGAGUCCUGAGGACUUCAGAACAUCCAUCUCUCUGGCUGUGGCCCGGCUCAGCAGGAUUGUGACUUCAGCAUCCAUCGACCUACAGGACUACACGUAUUACUUUGUUGCUGCACCAUGGCUGUCUGUCAAACUGCUACGCCUGCUACAGUGCUACCCUCCACCUGAGGACGCAGCGCUGCGCAGCCGCCUGACAGAGUGCCUGGAGACCAUCCUCAACAAAGCCCAGGAGCCCCCCAAGUCCAAGAAGGUCCAGCACUCCAACGCAAAGAACGCUGUUCUGUUUGAAGCCAUCGCCCUCAUCAUCCACCACGACAGUGAGCCCACCCUGUUGGUACGAGCCUGCAACCAGCUGGGCCAGUUCCUGCAGCACAGGGAAACCAACCUGCGGUACCUGGCUCUGGAGAGCAUGUGCACGCUGGCCAGCUCCGAGUUCUCUCACGAGGCGGUGAAGACGCAUAUAGAUACUGUGAUCAACGCUCUGAAGACAGAGCGAGAUGUGAGUGUGCGCCAGCGGGCCGUGGAUCUGCUCUACGCCAUGUGUGACCGCAGCAACUCCAAGCAGAUAGUGGCGGAGAUGCUGAGCUACCUGGAGAACGCAGACUACUCCAUCAGAGAGGAGAUAGUGCUCAAGGUGGCUAUCCUGGCUGAAAAAUAUGCUGUAGACUACACCUGGUACGUGGACACCAUUCUGAACCUCAUCCGCAUCGCGGGGGACCACGUCAGCGAGGAGGUGUGGUAUCGAGUCAUCCAGAUCGUCAUAAACCAAGACGAUGUCCAAGGAUACGCCGCAAAGACCGUCUUUGAGGCACUGCAGGCUCCAGCCUGCCACGAGAACCUGCUGAAGGUGGGGGGUUACAUCCUCGGAGAGUUUGGAAACCUUAUUGCUGGGGACCCACGCUCCAGCCCUCUGGUCCAGUUCAACCUCCUCCACUCUAAGUUCCACCUGUGCUCGGUGCCGACCCGGGCCCUGCUGCUGUCCGCCUACAUCAAGUUCAUUAACCUGUUUCCAGAAGUGAAGCCCACCAUCCAGGACGUGCUGCGCUCAGACAGCCAGCUGCGCAACGCUGACGUGGAGCUGCAGCAGAGAGCCAUCGAGUACCUGAGGCUCAGCUGCAUCGCCAGCACCGACAUACUGGCCACGGUGCUAGAGGAGAUGCCUCCGUUCCCAGAGAGAGAGUCCUCCAUCCUGGCCAAGCUGAAGAAGAAGAAGGGCCCCGGCAAGGUGCCCGACAUGGACGAGGCCCGCUGGAAUGUCAACGGCAACACGGAGCACAGCGAGAACACGGAACCAACCAACAAGUCUUCUCCUCCUUCUCUGGUGGCAGACCUGCUUCCUACCAACAGACCCCGUCCUGCCUCCUAUAGUCCCACAAUCCUCUCUGCUGGGAACAUGGCCCCCAGCCACCCGUUCACAGACCUGCUGAACAUGAACUCCAGCCCUGCAGCCGGAGCUAGUCUGUUAGUGGACGUCCUGUCAGACCUCUCCUCCCCCGCACCCGCCCCCACCACCGGACCCGGACCCACUGAUGUGUGCGAGGAACACUUCUCCAGGUUUGUUUGUAAGAACAACGGUGUUAUCUUUGAGAACCAGCUGCUGCAGAUUGGACUGAAGUCUGAGUAUAGGCAGAACCUCGGUCGCAUUUACGUGUUCUACGGCAACAAGACAUCUUCCCAGUUCCUCAGCUUCUCCUCAUCAGUGACAAGCAGCGACACGCUCAAGACUCAGCUGAACGUCCACACUAUGCCAGUGGACCCCACAGUGGAAGGGGGGGCUCAGCUCCAGCAGAUCCUCAACAUCGAGUGUUUGUCAGACUUCUCAGACACACCGGUCCUCAACGUCCAGUUCAGAUACGGGGGAACUCUUCAGAACAUCGCAGUGAAACUCCCUGUGAUGCUCAACAAGUUUUUCCAGCCCACUGAGAUGACAUCGGAAGACUUCUUCCAGCGCUGGAAGCAGCUCGGAGUUCCUCAGCAAGAGGUCCAGACAAUCUUCAAAGCCCAACACCCCAUGGACACAGACGUUACCAACGCCAAGAUCUUAGGUUUUGGGGUAGCUCUGCUCUCUGGGGUGGAUCCCAAUCCUGCAAACUUUGUGGGAGCUGGAGUCAUUCACACCAAGAACACUCAGGUGGGCUGCCUCCUCAGGCUGGAGCCCAACCCACAGGCAGAGAUGUACCGCCUGACGCUGAGGACCAGCAGGGAGUCGGUGUCUCAGAGACUGUGUGACCUCCUCUCUGAGCAGUUCUAGCUCCUCACCUUCUCUCUCCCUUUAGUUAGCAAAUGAUGUAUUGUACAGUGUAAAUUCUCUUUUUUAUUUUACCUACUUCACAUGUAAAUGGAGUGAAAUGUAUUUUCCACACGUAGCUUUACUAAUGCGUCACUGCUUUAAACCUGCCUUGUACUUUGUGUGUGUGUGUACUCGCACUGAGCCCCCCUGUUCUGAGUGUGUGUUUGCUGCUCACUGCCUUUCUGUCAGACAUUGUGAAGAGAUUACUAGGACCCAUAAUUAGAGUUAUUUCACAAUCCAGUCUAUAAAGCUUGAUUAUCCGCUUAUCGCACUGUAUAAUUAGAAUUAGAAGCCCUCAUUAAUAUGCAUAAUGUUAUGUCAUUAUAAGGUACUCUAAUUGUUUGUUCUUUGCUUUGAGUUACAAAAUAAUUAAAUCUAUGCAAAAACAACACCCUAAACCUAAGAUGAAUUGUGACUCGAAGCAACCAAUGAGCUCUCAGUGUAAUCGCAUUAUGAGUGGUUAUAAUGUAUAACAGUUAUGGGAUUUAUAAUUCACUACAAUCCUUGAAACAACAAAACAAUAUAAGUCAUCAUAAAAUGCUUUGUAAUGUACAGCUAGAUGACGGCAGGAUUUAUAAACAGUGCUGUGUUCAAAUGCAUUCUAGACAUGAACUGUUGGGAUCUUUCCACUGAUCUCAACACUGAAUCCAGUUGUUCUGAUCAGAGCUGUACUCUUUAUAUUUUCAAACACAGGUCUCAGAGGCUUUCCUCCACUUCUCCCACACUUUGCACUCGCUGGAUAAAACAGUUAGAUCACAAGAGUACAUCAGAUAGGUUUAGGCGAGAGCAUUUCACUUAUUGUCAUCUCAGGAGGAAAAAGAAAGCUUUAUAUUGUGAAAAAAAAGCUUUGGAUGCUACCAUUUCUUUUCCUGUGGUGAGAAUUGUUGAGCUUCGUUGUGCUGACAAAUUUACACCAAGUUUUAGGCGGUUGAUGAGAAUGGCAAAAAAAAGAAAUAGCUAGGAAAUGGAUCCAUUUGAUAGUUAAGAAAUUCACUCUAAUAAUGUUAUCUACUUAACUCCACACAGCUGUGCCGGUUUGUUACUCGGUCAACAACAGAACACGCCUUUCAAUACGGAGCAAUGUUAUAUACAUAACUAUAUAAACAUGCCACACAAAGCACUGCCACACUAUCACAAUACGACUUGCACCUAAAUGCAUCUGUUCACUGCCCAACUGGUCAUUUCUAUAUUUCAACAGUGUAUCUUCUGUUUUAUUAAAUAUACUUUUAUAGUCCUUGACGGCAUAUCUGAUGCUUUGCUUCAAAGACUGGCCUAAAUGUGAAACAAAACGUCUUUCCACCACCUCUAAAGCAGUGUGCAAAUGAAACUGCCAUUUUCAAAAUAUUUACAAUUGACCUGAUAAGGUCUCAUUUUACACUGCUCUUUGUAUGCAUUUAACAAAAAGGACAUCAUGUGUUUCGCUACCAUUGCACUGAGCUAGGUUAGCUUAAUGCUACGCUUACCAUCUCCUGGCUGUAGCGUUAUGUUUAACAGGCUGAUAUAACAGUGAUAUUAAUCCUCUUAGCAAGAAAGGGAAUAAAGGUAUGUUGAUGGUUCAUAAAGAUUGAUGAUCAGUGUGAAAUGGUUUGGCUCUAAGGGCACCUUCAUCUGGACCCGAGAAGCUUUACUGUGAGCUCAUGUUUUAACAACGGCUACAGGCACAUAACCCAUCAUAAGGUUUCACACGGUGAUGGUCCCUUACUUUACUCCGGCUCAGGAGUUUCAGAAAGGUCAAAUAUCCCAGUGUCACGCUGCGCCUUCUGCGGCUUCAUUCAAGAGAAACGAAGGGAUUUAAAACAGGGUGACAAUAAGCGCUGGUGUUCUUUCACCCUGUUUAGGGAACAGUAGCAUACGGUCAACAUGUGUCCUGUUGGAGGAGCUAACUACAUGUUCAACUUUUAUUUGCUGAUGGCCAGAAACACCACUUUAAUUGAAUGCUGAAAUGUGAAAUAACGCUACUGUUAGCUAACAUAUUUGCCUUUGUUGGAGUCUUUAUAAGAUCAUAUAUCAAUGUAUGUAGUGCUUAAACUUAUAUGUAUCAUUAUGGCAUUAAAAUGUCUAAAAAUGACUAGACAUAUUAUAUUUGUGUUUACAAUAUUUGAACCCAAGCCAACCCAGAGAAAUGGGUAAUUUUCUGUAAUAGCUUUUUUCUCUUUAAAACCUGGAUUUACCCACAAAUAUUUGUUUAAUCGAGUUUAAUUUUACUCAGUUACUAGAAUUGUUUUUUCUCUUAAAUGUAGGAAAUGAUAUCUUACAGUUUAGGCCUAUCUUUACUUAAAUCUCCAACUAACUGCUUCCUGCAGGUUCAGUUCUGAAGUACGAUGUGAUCCUGAACCGUACUUUACAACUGUUUGGUUUGGAGUUUGGGUCCUCGGUACUUUAUCUAAACACAGUGGUUACUAUCAGUGGAUCAAGUGUUCUCGAUUCUGAUGUUUCCUGUGCCUUUGAGGUGUGUUCAGUCUCUGUGCUGGACACAGAUUUGAAAAGAAGAAAAGGCUGGAUAUCUUGUUUCUAUUUAAAUGUAAUGUCAUUUCAACAUCCAAAAAGUGUUUUCAUGAAUAAAAGAUGAUACCUUUGUAAACACAUUAAAACGUACAUUGCUUGUU